AUGGUCGAGACUGAUGGGAGACCUGAACACUGCAAUGCACAAGUGAACACUAAAAUAACUGAGCUUGAGCUGUCGAGAGCGCACACACGGACGGGUCACAGUCCCUCCGCUCCUCCUCUCAGCGCAGACAGCCCGCUGCUCUCCCCGUGUUUGGCGUCCCUCCCUCGGCUCAGCUGUGGUCCGGGCCCCGGACGAGGCUCUGGAUUCAUAGACACGUUCCCGACACGCUCGGACCCGGUGGAGGCCCCGGUUGGUUCCUGUGUGAGGCCCGGAGCAGCAGCUGGAGAUGCUGGGGGCCGAGAGCAGACUGGAGAGCCGGCUCCGGAGGCUGGAGGCUCUGGUGAGGAAUCCGCAAUGGGCCCUGAACCUGGAGACCCUGCUGGUGAGUCUGAUGUUACUGUUUAG
Molecule: messenger RNA, 405 nt
Organism: Knipowitschia caucasica
Lineage: Eukaryota; Metazoa; Chordata; Actinopteri; Gobiiformes; Gobiidae
Source: the annotation of a GenBank genome assembly